Chiloscyllium plagiosum (whitespotted bambooshark) is the source of this 1030-nucleotide messenger RNA. Its product is annotated as B-cell antigen receptor complex-associated protein beta chain-like. Gene Ontology annotation, cellular component: B cell receptor complex; external side of plasma membrane. NCBI's taxonomy places the organism in Eukaryota, Metazoa, Chordata, Chondrichthyes, Orectolobiformes, Hemiscylliidae. Gene Ontology annotation, biological process: B cell differentiation; B cell receptor signaling pathway. The record is from RefSeq and is a predicted model, not a curated record.
UCUUACAGAGGUGAUACUGUCUAUUGGAGCACAAUGGAGUAAACUCUGGCAUAUAAAUUGAGAAAGCAACAAUUAUUAAUUUAUUUCUGAAGAACGUAACAAGUAAAAGGCACUCCACCUCAAUGAAUUUAUUCAGUAAGGUGCUCAUAUUCCAGCUCCUGCUAUCCGUAGUUGGGAACAGUGUGAUUCUUAUGGUUACACAAUCUCCGCCGUACCUUUCUGCAAUGGAAGGAGGCACAGCAACAAUGACUUGUUGGAUUAAUAGCUCCAGCUUGGAACGGCGCAUAGAAUGGAGCAAAGUUUUAUCAGAGCAAAGGAUUCUAGUUCUGUCAUCCAAAGGGAACAUAACCAAACCUUACCUGGAUUACACCAAAAGGAUGAAACACUUUCUCAAUGAUACAGUUAGCACUCUGUCUAUUUUCCCCAUAAACCGGAAUGACACUGGGGUGUACGUUUGUGAGGUAUUAAUUGAGAUUCCUCCCCCAGUAUAUAGAAUGUCUGGGAAUGGCACUCACCUGCAGGUCCAAGUUGUCAACAAUGAAAUGGCAGUGUCUUCCAAUGACAAUACAACUGGUUCAACAUGGAUCCUGAUUGGUUGCAUAUUGUCUAUCAUAUUGAUUGUGUCAGUCACCACUUCCUUUUUGGCCAGAAAAUUAAUUAAAAAAGAGGAACCCAUGUAUGUCAAUGUGAGAUACAGAAACAAAACCGGUGAGAACAAGCGACAAACAGAAACAAAAUGUGAGGGUUCGACACACAGCAAGUUUAUUCAGUGAAACUGGAAGUGAGCAGUGAAACUGGAUGAUGUGCUGAUCUUUCUUACACCCCAGGACCUGAGUUUCAAACUGGCUCAGUCACUUCUGUGACUAAUUGCACAGACAGAUUUGAGAUCCUACUGGAUGAUUUCCUCAACUGGAAUUAAACUGACAUUGUUGCAAUGAAAGACUCACUGCUAUUGGGGCACUAUUCUGGGGGUUUAUCGUACACUGCCAGAUCAAUGUACAGGGAAUUGUACACCAGAUCUUAUCAUGAU